AUGACUGGGCGCAAAAGCGCUGUACCGUGGCUCACGUGGACAGAGUGGCAGGACGUGCACGAGGGGCUAUUCAGCAGCGACCCGUACGCCCAACAGCGCAGUAUCUCCCGCGUAACAGCCUGGAGAAGCCGCACGCAGCUCCCCGUGGCCAUAAACGCCACUGCGCAGCUGGUGGAGCUCCAGCUUCACGAGUCCAUGGCCCAGCACCAUCACCAUGCAAUAGGCGUGAGUUCCCGAUCCCAUAUGGAGCUGUCCCUUCUAUACGCAAACGUCAUUGUGCGCUGCGUGAACGGCCUUGCGGACAGUGCACAGAAAGGCGCUUAUGCCUCGGCCGUUAGUACAUUAGCACAGCGCAUUGGGAUUCCGCUGUGGGUCGUGGAUCUGCGCCAUGAGUCGACGCAUAACCAGUUGCCUUCGCUGCCGGUGCUUCGAUUCGCUGCUUGCCAUCUAUUGGCGUGGCUUCGGGUCAAUUAUUGGGGCGCUCAGGAAGAUCUGAUUCGAGAACAGGUGCAUCAUGUGGCUCAGUGGUUGUUUGAGCAGUUGCCGCACUUGCAUCAGGAGCCAAGUGAUGCGGAAAUGCAAGUGGAGUUGAUCCGAGGUUCCGAUGCUGUGGAGAUGCAAACGACGUCGAAGUUGAGGCUGAAUGUGGACAAUCUGCGGAAUGUUGUGGGGCCUUUGCUGGUUGACGGCGAGCAGUUUCGAGAGCGUGUGGCGGCAUCUGGACUUUUAUUUGCCAACCAACUUCUGCUCAUGGAAGAACAAGACGUGAAAGACGUUGCAGAGGUGUUUCAAGACGAAAUGAAUGCAGCUGUUGCUUUGUUGUUGCGCCUGCAGCCGUUGUGGCGGAGCUUUAGUGCGUCGCUGUUAGCGACGUUAUGUCAAACAGUAUUCGACGUUAUUUGUCCACCGAGACAGUCUCGCUGGUCGAGUGAAGAUGCCGAAGGGCCAAAAGGACAUGACAAACAAGAUGAUGAUACGGUUGAGACGAGUGAGGUGGAGAUGACAUUGCGGUGGAUUAAGUUCAUGGCGAGCAGCGAGUAUCGUGAGAAAGUAAAGCUUCAGAUAGGUCCUGUCGAAGAUCUGUGCCACUGCGGCGCUGAGAUGCUAACUCUUGCCGAAAACGUGAAGUCUGAUGGUGUAGCAGGUGAUCGAGAAGAGCUAUUAGAGCGUUUGAUCGCAGCAUUGCGGUCUAGUAGGGCGGUCAGACACCAUCCAUUGCUAGCAACCGAAGCGGCAAUUGCCACCAGCUUAGCGUCCACAUCGGCAUCAGGUUGGACCCAACUUCCUGCGUGGUGGGAAAGCCCCAUCGGUCUUCGCUAUUGCUACACACCGUGCCACGCCUUGAACCAGCAUCAAGUGCGCGAGUACGCGCUUGACGAUGAUAGCCUCAUGCAAGACUCUACGACAUUUGUCAUUCCUGAUGAAGCGGUCAGCAAAAGCGACGCUGACGAUGUCAUGGAUGCAUUGAUGGAGGGCUUGGAUGCAACCUACGUCGCUGCUCUUCAGCGUAUUCUUACUUUGCAGGCCGCGAUUACUCGAGAUGGCCUCCGUCAAGGCGGUAGCACAACGGUGUUGCCGAAACUAGAGCUUCAGCGUAUUCAAGAAGAGAUUGAGAUUUGGUGA
Peronospora matthiolae is the source of this 1623-nucleotide messenger RNA. The record is from the annotation of a GenBank genome assembly. Lineage: Eukaryota; Oomycota; Peronosporomycetes; Peronosporales; Peronosporaceae.